AUGGUUCUGAUCUUAAAAGCCUCCAAGCAGAUCAUCCUUUUAGAACUCACAGUUCCCUGGAAGGAUUAUAUCGAGGAGACCAAUGAGAGGAAGAGAACCAAGUGUACCGAGCUGGUAGAAGAGUGCCGGAGCAAUGGCUUGUCGCAAGGUACAAGCCAAUUAAGGUUAAGCUGCUGUUAUAUGACAGAUGAUGGUUGUUCUGCUCUGACUUCAGCUCUGAAAUCAAACCCAUCACACCUGAGAGAACUGAACCUGAGCGGGAAUAAACUAGGAGACUCUGGAGUGAAAAACCUCAGUGAUCUACUGAUGAACCCACAAUUCAAGCUGGAGAAACUACAUCUGUGUGAAUGCAUUAUUACAGAGAAACAGUGUUUCAUCCUGACUUCAGCUCUGAAAUCAAACCCAUCACACCUGAGAGAGCUGGACCUCAGUGGAAAUGAAAUAGAAAACACAGGAGUGAAUCACUUAUGUGACGUACUGAAGGAUUCACACUGUAAACUGGAGAGAUUGAGGUUAAAAGGCUGUGAUAUGACAGAUGAAGAUUGUUCUGCUGUGACUUCGGCUCUGAAAUCAAACCCAUCACACCUGAGAGAACUGGACCUGAGAAUGAAUGAACUAGGAGACUCUGGAGUGAAAAACCUCAGUGAUCUACUGAUGAGCCCACAAUGCAAGCUGGAAAUACUAGAUUUGUGUGGAUGCAGUAUUGCACAUGAACAGUGUCUCAUCCUGACCUCAGCUCUGAAAUCAAACCCAUCACACCUGAGAGAACUGGACCUGAGUGAGAAUCAAAUAAAAAACACAGGAAUGAGUCACUUAUGUGACGUACUGAAGGAUUCAGACUGUAAACUGGAGAGACUGAGUCUAAAUUUCUGUGGCAUUACAGACGUUUCUGCUUUAACUCAGGCUUUGACAAACACAAAAGCACUGCAGUUUCUAAAAGAGCUUGAUCUGAGAAACAAUAUGAUUGGAGACUCAAAGCAGCAGCUCAUUGAUGUGCUACGAGACUCAAACUGUAAACUGAGGUGA
This is a messenger RNA of Sinocyclocheilus rhinocerous, 1026 nucleotides long. RefSeq names its product ribonuclease inhibitor-like. NCBI's taxonomy places the organism in Eukaryota, Metazoa, Chordata, Actinopteri, Cypriniformes, Cyprinidae. The transcript is spliced from 6 exons. Gene Ontology annotation, molecular function: protein binding. The record is from RefSeq and is a predicted model, not a curated record. The coding region runs from base 1 to 1026 and encodes 341 amino acids.